UGCACGCAGCACAGUCUAUACAGUCAGUGACUUACUAAAAUUUCGAAAUACGCGAGUGAGAUAGAAGGAUCCGAAAGAAGCCCAACGAUUAGACUCCGGUGGCAGCCUUUUCCUGCACAAGUGGUUCUUGAUCCGGCAAUUCAGGUGUCCUGCUCCGUAGCCUCUGCUUGGCCGUAGCGACGCUACGACUGAACUGAACUGAAGUCUGUACUGAGAGUGAGAGGCGCCCGUGUAGUGCGCCGGUCAAGCACAACUACUGAACUAGUACAAUACUAGUAUUAGUAACUCCCCCAGCGCUCAGCGUGGACAAUAUUGUGAACAGGAGUAGUCCUGCACAUUGCUGCAGCACGGAGUCCAUUGUCACCGCCACUGGAUCAGAAUUACACUGGAGAUAGGCGUCUACCUACUGUAUCUGGCUGUUUCUAGCUGAGCGGCCUGUACGAGCAGCGUCAACCGCCAAGCCGUGUGGCACUCGCUCACUCCUCAUAUUCAUAAGCCGAUUAUUCCGUGCAGCGGGGCUGCGUGAUUUUCAACGCCUAGCAGCUACAGAACCCAUCCACACUUCAGUCAUGUUGGCACAUCUAUCAGCCACCUCGGCCUUUGUAGCAGCAUGCGUGUGGAGUAUUUUGUUCAAAAAUGUAUUGGGCCAAGUGUGUGUAGGAACUGGUCUCCCACCACGAAAGACGUUGGGUUUGGUCUUCUGCCGUCGAUUUUCCGACAAUGCGUGCUGCACGCCCGCACUGGACGCUGAGAACGAGGAGAUGUUUGGAAACCUAGUCAACGUUGGCUCUAGCUGCCGAGUGCGGGGCAAUGUCCGCAACCAUCCGAUGGCCGAGUUCUACUGCCUGAACUGCGAUCCCAAUCAGCCACAGUUUCUGGUGAAUAGCACAGUGUAUAUCUGCAAAGAAUGGGCUGAUGACAAGUUUGGCACCGGCUCUGAGCUCUUCACCAAAUACAAUCUGGACCAGUGUGGCCUAUACGCAGCUGGAGCAUGUCCAGGCAGAGAUCGCUACCAAUGCGGCGACGACCUCAUCCUACCAGCGCCCAAUGCCUCCAGUGAUGCCGGCGUGGACAUUGUACGGACCGUGUCGGAACUGCUCAACUUUGCUAACCUUGGGCCACCACUGUUUGAGGAAGGCUACACGUUCAGCAUAGUUGCCAAGGCCGAGCUGCCGGCUGGUGUGACAGCAUGCUACGGCUCGGCGUCCGCCCUCUCUCCCAUGAUAGCGCUGCUUACACUCUCAGUGUUCUUAGUUGCGGCUGCUGUCAUGUGACUUGUGCCAUUCUAGACCCCCCCCCCCCUCCCCAUAGCCCCAUCUAUUUUCAAAUGAUGCAUAGUCUAGAUAUCUGUACACGAUUCCAAUUUUACCAAGCCAUGGCUAUGCUGCCUGACUUAGAUUAAGUGCAUGUUAGUGAGUUUCAAAUUGAGUAGAGGCUUGUGCAAUUUACAAUGUAACAUAAUGGUGACAUAAUGAUGAUGAUGAGAUCGGCGGUUGCUCCUAAUUCCUAGCACUACGUGAUUGCAGAACAAUCAUCAGUUUGCCCCCAGAAUUGAAUAACAACUUACCAGUUGAUGCUAAACUCAACAGUCGCCAGUGGUGUGCAAUGAACAUAACCCAUUCGGCCGGAAUGAAACCAGGCCUCAUGAAUAGAAGUGCUAGCUUAUAUCGGAUGACUCAGUUUGUUUUGACCGAUAUCGUGAAAUAUUGUUUGACAAUAUCGGGAACGUUUAGCCUGUCACCAGCUAUUUGCAAAGGUUCAGCAUAAUUUUUUUCUUUCCUUUCUUCUUCUCUUUACUAGAAUGUUUACUACUCAAUAGUACUCCUCCCUUUUUUCAUUAAAAAUAGAUUUUUUAACUCUUUUGUCUUGUUGGCCCGUAGACAGUGACAAUCACCAUCUCCCUCCAUCGGCCUCAUAUUAUUUGUGCAGCUGGACUGUUGAGCUUCCGAUGUGAAAUAAAUGAUAUGAAUGUGAAUAUGCUUGUGCAAUGCAAUCCAGCCUCGCUGAA
Molecule: messenger RNA, 2008 nt
Organism: Sycon ciliatum
Lineage: Eukaryota; Metazoa; Porifera; Calcarea; Leucosolenida; Sycettidae
Exons: 7
Coding region: 570-1274 (234 amino acids)
Source: RefSeq, a predicted model, not a curated record